UCCUGCUCUGGUUGUGUUGCAUUCAUGAAUCCCCGGAAUUAUGACUACAUUACACAUAUUUCUGGCUUAAUUUUAUUAUUGGCCUAUUUUAUCCGGGUCAGUAUUUAAUUUGUUUCGGGAGCUUGCUUUUGUCCGUCUGAAAUUUAAAUGGUGUUGAAAAUAGUUUAUCUCUUCUUUUGUUUAACCCUUUAAAUUUGGUUAAGUUUCACUCCUAAACAAAAUGUUAUGUCUAAUUAAUUAACUUUAUAUUUUGUUAUAUUUGUGAGUUGAAAGAACUUUAAAAGUGAGUGCUGCUCAAUUAUGUUUGUUAAUGUUUUCGACCCCCUCCCCUGAAAAAAAAAAAAGAGAGAAUAUUCCGAGCCGUCCCUGAACGCUUCGCGAGCGCAGGCCGCUGUUCGCGGUGGAUGAGGGGAGCUCAUCCCCAGCAGACGCGGGUCGGAUCCAGCUCGCGGGAAGGAGCCGCUGGAUAAAGAUGGGAAACUCUGACACCAAACUAAACUUCAGGAAAGCGGUGAUCCAGCUGACCACUAAAACGCAGCCUGUGGAAGCCUCUGAUGAUGCAUUCUGGGACCAGUUCUGGGCCAGCACCAUUUCUGUCCAGGAUGUCUUCGCCUUGGUGCCAGCCGCGGAAAUAAGAGCUGUUCGAGAGGAGUCUCCAUCAAACCUGGCAACCCUCUGCUUUAAGGCCGUGGAGCGGCUGGUCCAGUGUGCAGACUCUGGCUGCCCCUCAGAAAAGGAGCGUCAGAUUGUGAUGAACUGCACCCGCCUGCUCACCCGCAUCCUGCCCUACAUCUUUGAGGAUGCGGACUGGAGGGGUUUCUUCUGGUCCACCAUCCCCGGAGCCAGUAGAGGGGGGUGUUUGGAUGAAGAUGUUGAUGAGAAUGAAGCUCGGCCACUGGCUGAAUCCCUGCUGCUGGCCAUCGCCGACCUCCUCUUCUGUCCAGAUUUUACCGUCCAGAGCCACAAGAAGAACAGUACGGAUCCGGCUGAAGAAAUCCGCUCGAUGGACAGCUGUGAGUACAUCUGGGAAGCGGGGGUGGGCUUCGCUCAGUCGCCUCCUCUCAACUAUGUCCAUGACCUCAACAGGACUGAGCUGUUGAAGCUGCUUCUGACUUGUUUCUCUGAAGCCAUGUACCUCCCUCCGUCUUCUGAGAGCAAAGUCAUCAACCCCUGGGUGGCCUUCUUCUGCUCAGCAGAAAACAGACACACCCUGCCUCUCUUCACAUCCCUGCUCAACGUGGUGUGCGGCUACGACCCCGUGGGCUACGGCAUCCCAUACAACCACCUGCUGUUCUCUGACUCCCACGAGCAGCUGGUGGAGCAGGCGCUCCAGAUCCUGGUGGUCGCUCUGGAGCACGAGGCUGGGUCUGCUGCGAGCGCCGCCCUUCAGGCUCUGGACGCCUCGGCAUCACCUUCAGCUGAAGAAGAAGAGAAAGGGCCAGCUGGACCUGAAAACCUUUUUGUGAAUUAUCUCUCCAGGAUCCACAGAGAAGAGGACUUCAGCUUCAUCCUCAGAGGCCUAACUCAGCUGCUCAACAACCCUCUGGUUCAAACCUACCUACCUCGAUCCACCAAGAAGAUCCACUUCCACCAGGAACUGCUCAUCCUUUUCUGGAAAUUCUGCGACUUUAACAAGAAGUUCCUGUUCUUUGUUCUGAAGAGCAGUGACGUGUUGGAGAUGCUUGUUCCAAUUCUUUUCUACCUGAAUGAUGCAAGAGCUGAUCAGUCUCGAGUGGGCCUGGUGCACAUCGGUGUGUUCAUCCUGCUGCUGCUGAGUGGAGAAAGGAACUUUGGCGUUCGCCUGAACAAGCCCUACACUCUGCGCGUCCCUAUGGACAUUCCUGUUUUCACAGGGACCCACGCUGACCUCCUCAUAGUGAUCUUUCACAAAGUCAUCACCAGUGGACACCAGCGACUCCAUCCUCUGUUUGACUGCCUGCUCACCGUCAUUGUGAACAUUUCCCCUUAUCUAAAAAGCCUGUCCAUGGUGGCAGCCAACAAGUUGCUCCACCUGCUGGAGGCCUUCUCCACACCCUGGUUCCUCCUCUCUGCUCCCCAGCAUCACCACUUGGUCUUCUUCCUCCUGGAGGUUUUCAACAACAUCAUCCAGUACCAGUUUGAUGGUAACUCCAACCUGGUGUACUCCAUCAUCCGUAAGCGAACCGUUUUCCACCAGCUAGCAAACCUGCCAACUGACAAGGCGUCUAUUCAGAGCGCCUUGCAGAAGAAAAAGUCUGGGAUUUCCAGGGUCAACUCUGCAGACGGUGAAGCCAUGGAGGACUCCAGGCCGGCCGCACCUUCAGAGCCUGGAACUCUGAAAGCCAGUUUGGAGGCCACUCCAGGAAUCGAUAAGAUUACAGAGAAGUCUCAGGUGAGCAAAGACGGGACGAUGGUUGCUGUCCCUCACUCCCCCCAGUCGCCCUGCGACAGCAGCGCCAUCAACGGAGCCAGCGACACGGAGUCCAACUCAGAGAGCGGUCCGGAGGCCCACCGCUCUCGGGCCGACACUUCCCGGAGCCGAAUGUCCAGCGUCUCUUCAGUGUCGGUCUGGAGUCCGAGUCCAGACUGGCUGCUGUCAUGGAAGACCAGGCUUCCCCUUCAGACCAUUAUGAGGCUGCUCCAAGUGUUGGUCCCACAGGUGGAGAAGAUUUGCAUCGACAAGGGUUUGACAGAUGAAUCAGAAAUCCUUCAAUUCCUGCAGCACGGCACGCUCGUGGGCCUCCUGCCUGUCCCCCACCCCAUUCUCAUCAGGAAGUACCAAGCCAACGCGGGCACCGCCAUGUGGUUCCGGACCUACAUGUGGGGGGUCAUUUACCUGCGAAACGUGGAUCCUCCAAUCUGGUACGACACAGACAUCCGACUGUUUGAGAUCCAGAGGAUUUAGUGAAGCUGUUGAUGAGAAUCUGGUCUGAGUUUUGACUUCACACACUGACGAGCUCAGCAGGUUAAUCUCCAUCACCUAGCCUGAGAAAUGACUGUAGAUCUUCUCUAGAGAGAGGAAGAAUGUGUUUGAGUGACCAUUGAGCUCUGAUUGCAGCACAUGUGGAAGCUGUGUGACUGAAAUAAACCUGACAUAAUCAUGAUA
Oryzias melastigma (Indian medaka) is the source of this 3085-nucleotide messenger RNA. It is a transcript of the gene hid1b, whose product is annotated as HID1 domain containing b. The coding region runs from base 473 to 2884 and encodes 803 amino acids. The transcript is spliced from 19 exons. Gene Ontology annotation, cellular component: Golgi medial cisterna; Golgi trans cisterna; membrane. The record is from RefSeq and is a predicted model, not a curated record. NCBI's taxonomy places the organism in Eukaryota, Metazoa, Chordata, Actinopteri, Beloniformes, Adrianichthyidae.